UCCGUCAACCGGAAAGAAGUCGAGACGCCAUUUUGUGUAUUUUAUAUAAGUUAGAGUCGCCGUGCGGAAUAGUUUAUUUUUAAAUAGAUAAAUACGUUUUAAUCAAUAUCUCAGCCGGAUGUCCAGUUAUGCGUGAUUAGUGGUUACGAGGCGUUUUGCAAGUUCGUGGUUCACAUCGUCGGCGACCGGCACGUAUUGAUGUGUAGAUCGUUUCUUGUGUGAGCGGGAGUGAGCAACAGCGAGAUGGCUAACAAAACGGCCAUUGGAAACCACCAGCAGCAGCCGCAGCAACAACAGCAGCCGCCGCCGCAGCAAGCCGGUGGAAGCGCCAAACCGGCCUCCACCAUCAAACAAGGCAACGUGCUGCCCUUGUGGGGCAACGAGAAGACCAUGAACCUGAACCCGCUUAUCCUCACCAACAUCCUUUCCUCGCCCUACUUCAAAGUGCAACUGUAUGAACUGAAGACUUACCACGAGGUCGUGGACGAGAUCUAUUUCAAGGUUACUCACAUUGAGCCAUGGGAAAAAGGGAGCAGGAAGACUGCAGGCCAGACAGGAAUGUGCGGAGGGGUUCGUGGUGUUGGAACAGGAGGUAUUGUUUCAACUGCCUUUUGUCUACUGUACAAACUGUUUACCCUGAAGUUAACUCGCAAACAAGUGAUGGGUCUUAUAACACACACUGACUCUCCAUACAUCCGCGGUUUAGGAUUCAUGUAUAUUCGGUACACACAACCUCCAGCUGACUUGUGGGAUUGGUAUGAACCCUUUUUAGAUGAUGAAGAGGAGCUAGAUGUAAAGGCCGGAGGAGGGUGUGUCAUGACUAUAGGAGAAAUGAUUCGUUCGUUCCUUACUAAACUGGAAUGGUUCUCUACUUUAUUCCCAAGAAUUCCAGUUCCAGUUCAAAAGAAUCUGGAUCAAUAUCUCAAAACUCGCCCCAGGAAAAUUGGCAAAAAAGACGGGAAAGAUGCAGUAGAAGACAUUGAACGUGUCUCAGAACGUAGACAUUCAAGGUCACCACGAAGAUCGCUAAGUCCUCGUAAAUCUCCCAGGCGGUCUCGAAGCAGAAGUCGUCAUAGAGAAGGCCAUGGUUCCUUUGGUUUUGAUAAGGAAUUGGAAAGGGAGCGAGAGCGGCAGAAAAGGGAACGAGAGCAGGUUAAAGACAGAGAGAGGAGUGAGAAGGAUAGACACAAGUCGAGAAGCACAGACAGGGGCAUAGACCGCAGGCGAAGCAGAAGCAGAGAUCGUCACAGAAGUCGAAGCAGAGAUAAAAGGAAUGAUAAAAAAGAUAGAGAUAAAGAGCGGGAGAAGGAAAAUGAAAGAAGCAGAAGGAGGGACAAGGAUUAUGACAAAGAUAAAGAAAGGGUAAGUGAUAGAGAUAGGGAGCGAAUUGUUGAAAAAGAACUGGAGAGAUCUAGGGACCGAGAUAAACGUAGCCGAUCAAAGACCGAAGACAGAAAACGUAAGGAAGAGAGGAGAGAAAAGGAUGAAAGAAAACAUAAAGAUGAUAAAAAGGAUUCAAGAAAAGAUAAAAAGCAUAGCAGAAGUAGGAGCAGAGAGAAAAAGCAUCGGAGUAUUAGUCCUGGGAAGGGUCAUGUCAGCAAACGCAGCAGGAGCAAAAGCAAAGAAAAGUCGAAACAUCGAAAUGAACAUAAAGAGAAAUCAAACAAAAGAAGCAUUAGCAGAGAAAGGACUGAUGAGAAUGACAGUGAACGACUAAAGAAACAGUGUAGCCAUGGUAAAGAGAGAGCUCACAAACGCAGUCGAAGCAAAGAACGAUCUCACAAGCAAAGUCACGGUGAUGGUAAGGACCAAACAGGCAAACCAAGUCACAGAAGUCUCAGUACAGAAAGAGAGGACAAAUCCAAUGCAGAAGGGUGGUUACAAGGCAGUACCACUGAUGAUGAAUGAAAGUAAAUCGCUAAUUGUACAGUGAUUAAAUUGUUUUGCUUUUGAAUAUUUUUUUUAAAUUAUGCUAUGGCUAGGAUAAACACAUGUCUUUGAAUUCCUGUAGCCUGCAGAUGAUAUUUCCUGUGUGUAGGAAGUGCCUUUGGUAACCAGCUGUUCAAUUUACCAUUGUAAUUCAAGACCAAUUUUAUUCUGUAUAAUGUAGAUGAUACAGGAUUUGUUUUUGGUUGAAAUAAUGUUUUUGCAAGUAUACAAUGUACAUAUGUUGAGAGUUUUAAUCAUUGG
This is a messenger RNA of Amblyraja radiata (thorny skate), 2190 nucleotides long. RefSeq names its product pre-mRNA processing factor 38B (gene prpf38b). The transcript is spliced from 6 exons. NCBI's taxonomy places the organism in Eukaryota, Metazoa, Chordata, Chondrichthyes, Rajiformes, Rajidae. Bases 244 to 1908 code for a protein of 554 amino acids. The record is from RefSeq and is a predicted model, not a curated record.